AUGGCAUUAGCAACACUCGCUUUGUUGCCAGCGAUCUCACAAAUCAUAUAUGACAAACCAAACAAUAUCCUCGAUAGGGUCUCGAUUGGACUUGCGAGGCAAUCUGGUAAUUGCACGGUGAUCGUCUCGAACACAGAAAAGGAUAUUGUAACAAAGAAGCAAAUUGAGGCAGGUUUCAAUAGCAUCCUCGAUCAAUGUCAAAACCAUGCGGGUCAAAAUCCGCUAUUCAAAAUGGUCUAUGUUGAAGUUCAAAACCGUCAAGCACGCCAUGAUACCAAUUUUUUCCCUCCUCGAGUCUUGACCUGUGGUCUCAACCGUAACGCACCGUUGACAGCCGACAAAGAUUGUCAGACCCUGUUCGAUAGUAUCCCGGUUGAUAAACAGGGCCGCUUGUCCUCCACAUUCAAGACUUUCAAAACAUGCACGAUACUUCUCUACACAACCGAUGACUCACCACUAAUUGCUAAGAAGAGCGAUAUUGCUCCAGUGGUUUCGGAUAUGAUCAAAGGCUGUAAAGGAAAGUCGGGCGUCAUAAGUUUAACCAAGGGAGCAAGCGGUAAUAAUGGCCUUGCUGUGGUAAAACUUAGGAGUAGCAAACUCUGUGGUGAUGGAUCUGAUUCUCUACAAGUUUGUUUAUAA
This is a messenger RNA of Puccinia triticina, 639 nucleotides long. RefSeq lists its product as uncharacterized. Lineage: Eukaryota; Fungi; Basidiomycota; Pucciniomycetes; Pucciniales; Pucciniaceae. Bases 1 to 639 code for a protein of 212 amino acids. The record is from RefSeq and is a predicted model, not a curated record. The transcript is spliced from 9 exons.